AGGAAACAAAAAAAAUUGCAAAAAGAAAGCAACACUCCCUAUUCUCAACAAUGGCCGAAAGUGGCAGCUCAAGUUCAAUUCCGAAGCCGAGGUGUUCUCUGGGCACCAUGGAUGAGGUGAGGCUGAUCUUUAACAAGUAUGACGUGAAUGGCGACGGCAAAAUCUCCUGCGACGAGCUGAGGCAAACCCUGUGCACGCUCGGCCCGACGGCAGCCACCCCUGAGGAGGCUAGGCGCAUGCUGUCGGAGAUCGACAGGGACGGGGACGGCUUCAUCGACCUCAAUGAGUUCGCCGAGUUCUUCACGCGGGGGCCGGGCGGCGGCGGCAGCGACGAGGAGCAGCAGGAGCUCAAGGAGGCGUUCGACAUAUACGACCUCGACAAGAGCGGGCGGAUCUCAGCGAAGGAGCUGCACGCGGUGAUGAAGAAGCUCGGGGAGAAGUGCUCGCUGAGCGAUUGCCGGAGGAUGAUCAGCUCCGUCGACAGGGACGGAGACGGCGAGGUCAAUUUCAACGAGUUCAAGGCCAUGAUGACAAGGUCAAGCCUUUCUGAUUCUAACAAGUGAUCGUAACUCGAAUGCAUGGACAUGGAGCAAACCCUUUCUGUCCUAUUUCUUCUUCAGUCUUAUUUUUUAGUCAUUAGCUAUUCUGUGGGAGAGAAUAUUCGCAAAUCUCCUCGUGAUUGAUUUGGGUUUA
Molecule: messenger RNA, 693 nt
Organism: Syzygium oleosum
Lineage: Eukaryota; Viridiplantae; Streptophyta; Magnoliopsida; Myrtales; Myrtaceae
Product: calcium-binding protein CML24-like
Exons: 1
Coding region: 51-563 (170 amino acids)
Molecular function (GO): calcium ion binding
Source: RefSeq, a predicted model, not a curated record